Messenger RNA from Microtus oregoni (creeping vole), 300 nucleotides. It is a transcript of the gene Mymx, whose product is annotated as myomixer, myoblast fusion factor. The transcript is spliced from 2 exons. Gene Ontology annotation, cellular component: plasma membrane; Golgi membrane; endoplasmic reticulum membrane. Gene Ontology annotation, biological process: myoblast fusion; skeletal muscle organ development. Bases 46 to 300 code for a protein of 84 amino acids. The record is from RefSeq and is a predicted model, not a curated record. NCBI's taxonomy places the organism in Eukaryota, Metazoa, Chordata, Mammalia, Rodentia, Cricetidae.
AUCCAUGAGCUGAAGGCUAGGAAGCACAGAGGUCCAGGCUCUGCCAUGCCCUCUCCGCUUCUCCCGUUGCUGCUUCGUUCGCUGCUCUCCCGCCUCCUGCUGCCUGUUGCCCGCCUGGCCCGCCAGCACCUCCUGCCCCUGCUGCGCCAACUGGCCCGCCGACUGAGCUCCCAAGACGUGAGAGAGGCUUUGCUGGGCUGUCUGCUGUUUGUCCUCAGCCAGCAACAGCCACCGGAUGCUGGAGAGACCUCCAGAGUGGACCACUCCCAAAGGAAGCAGAGAUUGGGCCCCCAGAAGUGA